AUGACCGAGAUCCGCAAUCCCGGGAUGUCGUCGGCCACGCUCGGCCAAUCCUCCGACAGCGGUCACUGCGCCGUCGACAUAGACCCGGUGGAGUACACUCUCCGGAAGCGGCUGCCCCGCAAACUCCCCAAGAGGCGAAACGACGUGUACGUCAAUAUGAAAACGGACUUCAGGGCUCAGCUCGCACGCUGCCAGAAGCUUUUGGACGGCGGCGGGCACCGAGAGAUCUGCGUGCACGGCUUGGGCUUGGCCAUCAACCGGGCUAUCAACAUCGCGCUGCAGCUCCAGGCCAGCAGCCAGGGGGCGCUGCAGCUGGCCGCCAACACCUCCACGGUGGAGCUGGUGGACGACCUGGAGCCCGAGGACCCCGACGAGGCCGCGGAGCCCAUGACGCGCACUCGCAACAACUCGGCUAUCCACAUCAAGGUUUUUUACCCCGAUCCCUAA
Nerophis lumbriciformis (worm pipefish) is the source of this 447-nucleotide messenger RNA. Lineage: Eukaryota; Metazoa; Chordata; Actinopteri; Syngnathiformes; Syngnathidae. The record is from RefSeq and is a predicted model, not a curated record.